AUGCUGUAUGGGAUAUACAAGCCCAGUUUGGGGGAUACCUAUUUCCACCCACCAAGAUUCCCAAAGACCAACUCUUGGCCAAGGCAACAACGCCGGGAUUCCAAAAAAUGCAGCAUUGCCGCCAUUAGCGAUAUUGGAAAGGAAGGCACGGUCCAAUAUGCCAUGCGUCUGAAACAGCAAAUUGACACCUACUUGGGAUAUCCUGCCAUUACCGACGUCCACUACAAUGCCAAGUCCAAUCCCAAUCACAUUUCCAUUGACUUUGUCAAUUACAAAACGAUCAAUGCGGAACGAAUCGAAUUAUGUUGUGAUGGUCGGGAAUCUCAACUUCAAAUUGACAGUAGCAAAUGGACAAGAUGUCUUUGUGCACUCGCAAUAUCUUGGACAAGUCACUUUAGGAGGUGGCAGCGAGGUGGGCAUUCCACGACCAGUCAGUAG
Molecule: messenger RNA, 438 nt
Organism: Seminavis robusta
Lineage: Eukaryota; Bacillariophyta; Bacillariophyceae; Naviculales; Naviculaceae
Source: the annotation of a GenBank genome assembly